AUGGCAUUUGUGCAGCAGCACGUUCGAGAAGGCACCAAUGGCCCGGAGGUGAUCCUGAGCAACAACAUGUGCCAAGACCGGCAUGUGGAUGACCUGCUUCUCUGCAUCGAGUCCUGGCUUGUGCGCCAAUAUGGCAGAAGUGGCGCCCAGCCGUGGCAGCUGGGUACGUUGGAUCUCUCACGGAACGGCCUGUCCGACGAGAAUGUUGCUCGCAUCGCAGACCGGCUUCGGCAGCUUCACGUCCGGGUGCGAUGCCUCGACUUGACAGCGAACAAAGCCGGGACAAAAGGCCUUUUGGCGCUGGAAGCGUAUCUCUGGAAUUGUUCCGAGCCAUUUCAAGAGAUCUCCCUGGCAGAAAACGAGAUCUGCGUGGAGGCCGGGUCAGGCGAGGACAAUCCGGUCUCGUCUUUCCUUCGUUGUCUCUACAACCACCCCUCGUAUCCGCGCAAGACAAGUUCCGAUGCCGGCGCCCUCAUUCACCCUCUGGUCCUUCGGCUACGAGGGAACAAGAUACCCGACCUCCAGCACCUCCUAAAGGAGAUCCAGAGGAAGGUUGGUGACAAGGCCCACUUCUGCUCUUCUCCAGAGGCCUACCACACGGACGCCGAGGAGUUCCUGUCAGUGCACAUCUCGGAUGUGGAAAGUGUGGAAAGUGCGGACAGCGCGGACAGCGCCGCAGAAAGCGCGCAGCAGGGUGAAGGCGCCCAAGGUGCCGAAGCAGGGGUCGAGGCCGAGGACUCCGCCUGGCAGCGGCGACAGCGCCGUCGGAAAGCCAAGGAGCUCGCGCUCAAGGAAUCCAGCCCGAAGUCAGAUCAAGGUGAGCAAAAGAAGAAGAAAAAGGCCCGCGUAAAGAACGAUGAAGGCAAGAAGAAGAAGGCCAAGAAGGAAAAUGGGAAGACAAAGAAGAAGAAGAAAAAGAGAAGCAAGCAGGAUGAGUCGAAAGAGAACGGGGACCAAGAGGCGCAGCCGGCUUCAGAAGAGGCGACAGAAGAAGGGGAGGACGAUCCCGACGACGAAGAUCCGGCAGAUGAGCAGGGUGCGGAGCAAAAUGCGGAGCAGGACGCAGAGGGAACGAACGAUGGCGUCUCGAGUGAGAAAGAGGCCGAUGAAGUGAAAUCGGUGGAGAAGGAGCCGCCGGAGGAUCCCAGGCCGGAAGCCGUGACAGCGCCACCGAUGCGGACCUUCUGUCCGACAGCGCUCUCAUUGGAGGAUCAGGCGAGCCUGAAGAAGGAGACGGUGGAGAGACUAAGGCAAAUGGAGGGCCUACUAGACAGCAUCGGCGAAAGUGCUCUGACAAAGCUGGCCGAGCUGACAGUGCGGCUGCUCGCGAGCGGCAAGCGAUCGGAGGACAUGCUGAUGGAGCUGAAACCCUUUGCCCGAGCCCUCAUCAAAAGCUUCACAGAGCUGCGCAAAACCGAGAUGCUGAACUGCCUCUCAAGGUGGGCAAGCAGCGAGCUUCGGAGCUGGCAGCACCUCAGACGCAAGACGAAGGGAGCGCGAACCAUGACCAUGAGUCAAUGA
Messenger RNA from Symbiodinium natans, 1521 nucleotides. The record is from the annotation of a GenBank genome assembly. NCBI's taxonomy places the organism in Eukaryota, Dinophyceae, Suessiales, Symbiodiniaceae.